AUGCAGGCUUCUUUCCCGCAAAAUGGUACUCAAAGCUCUGGAACACAGCAAAUGAAAACGCAUAAGAAAGGGGUGGUUGUUUCGGGUGCGUUUGUAAUACCGAAACAAAAGAUACGAAAACUGGAGCGCCAAAUCACAUUGUAUGACACCGCUCCGAUCAAUGGGUCGAAGCCGACGCCGGAAAAACCGGUCCUCCCGCAAGUCGUCGAGCGAUGGUUAAUUGGUACUGGUUUAUACGGCCUAGCGUAG
Gongylonema pulchrum is the source of this 249-nucleotide messenger RNA. The record is from the annotation of a GenBank genome assembly. NCBI's taxonomy places the organism in Eukaryota, Metazoa, Nematoda, Chromadorea, Rhabditida, Gongylonematidae.